Saimiri boliviensis boliviensis (Bolivian squirrel monkey) is the source of this 7418-nucleotide messenger RNA. RefSeq names its product sorbin and SH3 domain containing 1 (gene SORBS1). Gene Ontology annotation, cellular component: cytoplasm; cell-substrate junction; nucleus. Lineage: Eukaryota; Metazoa; Chordata; Mammalia; Primates; Cebidae. The record is from RefSeq and is a predicted model, not a curated record. Gene Ontology annotation, molecular function: protein binding. Gene Ontology annotation, biological process: cell-substrate adhesion.
UCGGUGAAGUCAGCUCCGAGUCCCAGAAAAACAGAGCGGGGCCAGCUGCAGCGUGUAGUGCGAGAGGGGCGGACGCGCGCAGCCCGCCCGCCCGGCGACCAGCAAGGAGUUGGCAUCCUUUGGAAGAGUUCGUGAAACCUUUCUGCCCAGAGCUCCUGGACCAAUGCAUCUUCCCACCACCUUAAACCACUGAGCAGUUCAGAGCCCCAGUUGCAGACGACUUGUCCUGCCACCACCAUGAGCUCUGAAUGUGAUGGUGGUUCGAAAGCUGUGGUGAAUGGCUUGGCACCCAGCAGUAAUGGGCAAGACAAAGCAACUGCCUACCCUUUACGUGCACGCUCUAUUUCUGCUGUUAAAAUCAUUCCUGUGAAGACAGUGAGAAACGCCUCAGGCCUAGUUCUCCCUCCAGACAUGGAUCCUACGAAAAUCUGCACUGGAAAGGGAGCAGUGACUCUCCGGGCCUCGUCUUCCUAUAGGGAAACACCAAGCAGUAGCCCUGUGAGUCCUCAGGAAACCCUGCAACACGAAAGCAAACCAGGGCUGGAGCCAGAGCCUUCGUCAGCAGAUGAGUGGAGGCCUUCUUCCAAUGCUGAUGCCAAUGGAAAUGCCCAGCCCUCUUCACUCGCUGCCAAGGGCUACAGAAGUGUGCAUCCCAACCUACCUUCCGACAAGUCCCAGGAUGCCACUUCCUCCAGUGCAGCCCAGCCGGAGGUAAUAGUUGUCCCUCUCUACCUGGUUAACACUGACAGAGGGCAAGAAGGCACGGCCAGAUCGCCAGCACCUCUGGGGCCUCUUGGCCGCGUCCCCACAAUCCCAGCGACCGCCUCUGCAGCCUCACCUCUGACCUUCCCGACUCUAGAUGAUUUCAUUCCCCCUCAUCUGCAGAGGUGGCCCCACCACAGCCAGCCAGCCCGCACCACUGGCUCCUUUGCCCCCAUUAGCCAGACGCCACCAUCCUUCUCACCACCACCUCCGCUGGUCCCUCCCGCCCCGGAGGACCUCCACAGAGUCUCGGAGCCUGACCUCACGGGAGCUGUUUCGAGUACCGAUUCCAGUCCUCUACUAAAUGAAGUUUCUUCUUCCCUUGUUGGAACUGAUUCCCAAGCCUUUCCACCAGUUAGCAAGCCUUCGUCCGCCUAUCCCUCCACAACAAUUGUCAAUCCUACUAUUGUGCUCUUACAACACAAUCGAGAACAGCAAAAACGACUCAGUAGCCUUUCAGAUACUGUCUCAGAAAGAAGAGUGGGAGAGCAGGACUCAGCACCAACCCAGGAAAAACCCACCUCACCUGCCAGGGCUGCUGAAAAAAGAGCAAAGGAUGACAGUAGGCGGGUGGUGAAGAGCGCUCAGGACCUAAGCGAUGUUUCCAUGGAUGAAGUGGGCAUCCCACUCCGGAACACUGAGCGAUCAAAAGACUGGUACAAGACUAUGUUUAAACAGAUCCACAAACUAAACAGAGACACUCCUGAAGAAAACCCUUAUUUCCCUACGUACAAAUUCCCUGAACUUCCUGAAAUCCAGCAAACUUCUGAAGAGGACAAUCCUUACACUCCUACCUACCAGUUUCCUGCAUCUACUCCUAGUCCUAAAUCUGAAGAUGAUGAUUCAGAUCUGUACUCUCCAAGAUACUCGUUUUCUGAAGACACAAAAUCUCCCCUUUCUGUGCCUCGCUCAAAAAGUGAGAUGAGCUACAUUGAUGGUGAGAAGGUAGUCAAGAGGUCAGCCACACUACCCCUCCCAGCCCGCUCUUCCUCACUGAAAUCAAGCCCAGAAAGAAAUGACUGGGAACCCCCAGAUAAGAAAGUAGAUACAAGAAAAUACCGUGCAGAGCCCAAAAGCAUUUACGAAUAUCAGCCGGGCAAAUCUUCCGUUUUGAGCAACGAAAAGAUGAGUCGGGAUAUAAGCCCAGAAGAGAUAGAUUUAAAGAAUGAACCUUGGUAUAAAUUCUUUUCGGAAUUGGAGUUUGGGAAACCGCCUCCCAAAAAGAUAUGGGAUUAUACUCCUGGAGACUGCUCUAUCCUUCCUAGAGAGGAUAGAAAGACUAAUCUAGACAAAGAUCUCAACCUCUGCCAGACAGAGUUAGAGGCAGAUUUAGAAAAAAUGGAGACGCUUAAUAAAGCACCCAGUGCAAACGUGCCACAGAGCUCAGCUAUCAGCCCCACUCCGGAAAUUUCUUCAGAGACUCCUGGAUACAUAUAUUCUUCCAACUUCCAUGCAGUGAAGAGGGAAUCAGACGGGGCUCCUGGGGAUCUCACUAGCUUGGAGAAUGAGAGACAAAUUUACAAAAGUGUCUUGGAAGGUGGCGACAUCCCUCUUCAGGGCCUGAGUGGGCUCAAGCGACCAUCCAGCUCAGCUUCCACAAAAGAUUCAGAAUCGCCAAGACAUUUUAUACCAGCUGAUUACUUGGAAUCCACAGAAGAAUUUAUUCGAAGACGUCAUGAUGAUAAGGAGAAACUUUUAGCGGACCAGAGACGACUUAAGCGCGAGCAAGAAGAGGCUGAUAUUGCAGCUCGACGCCACACGGGCGUCAUUCCGACGCACCAUCAGUUUAUCACUAAUGAGCGCUUUGGGGACCUCCUCAAUAUAGACGAUACCGCAAAAAGGAAAUCUGGGUCAGAGAUGAGACCUGCCAGAGCCAAGUUUGACUUUAAAGCUCAGACACUAAAGGAGCUUCCUCUGCAGAAGGGAGAUAUUGUUUACAUUUAUAAGCAAAUUGAUCAGAACUGGUAUGAAGGAGAACACCACGGCCGGGUAGGAAUCUUCCCACGCACCUACAUUGAGCUUCUUCCUCCUGCUGAGAAGGCUCAGCCCAAAAAGUUGACACCAGUGCAGGUUUUGGAAUAUGGAGAAGCUAUUGCUAAGUUUAACUUUAAUGGUGAUACACAAGUAGAAAUGUCCUUCAGAAAGGGUGAAAGGAUUACACUGCUCCGGCAGGUAGAUGAGAACUGGUACGAAGGGAGGAUCCCAGGGACAUCCCGACAAGGCAUCUUCCCCAUCACCUACGUGGAUGUGAUCAAGCGGCCACUGGUGAAAAACCCCGUGGAUUACGUGGACCUGCCUUUCUCCUCCUCCCCAAGUCGCAGUGCCACUGCGAGCCCACAGUUUUCCAGUCACAGCAAGCUCAUCACGCCAGCCCCCUCAUCUCUGCCCCACUCCCGCCGAGCCCUGUCCCCUGAGAUGCACGCUGUCACCUCUGAGUGGAUCUCACUGACUGUGGGGGUCCCAGGCAGGCGUUCUCUGGCCCUGACCCCACCCUUGCCUCCUCUGCCAGAGACUUCUGUCUAUAACACUGACCACCUCGCCUUGUCCCCGAGGGCCAGUCCCUCCCUGUCUCUCAGCCUCCCGCAUUUGAGUUGGUCCGAUCGUCCUACCCCACGAUCAGUAGCUUCUCCACUGGCCCUACCUUCCCUGCACAGAACCUACUCCCUAGCACCCAGUUCCCAGGCCUCCCUUCACAUCAAUGGAGACGGUGGCGUCCACCAAGAUAGCUUCUCGCAGCUGCCGCUGGGGAGCUCUGAUAGUGUCAUCUCCCAGCUUAGUGAUGCCUUUAGCAGCCAGAGCAACAGGCAGCCGUGGCGCGAAGAGAGCGGACGAUAUGAGAGGAAAGCAGAGAGGGAGGCAGGCGAGAGAGGCCCUGGUGGACCCAAGAUCUCUAAGAAGAGCUGCUUGAAGCCUUCAGACGUGGUCAGGUGCCUGAGUACUGAACAGAGACUCUCAGAUCUCAACACCCCUGAGGAGAGCCGGCCCGGCAAGCCCCUGGGUAGCGCUUUUCCAGGAAGUGAGGCUGAGCAGACAGAGCGGCAUAGAGGUGGCGAGCAGGCGGGGAGGAAAGCUGCUCGCAGAGGUGGGAGCCAGCAACCUCAAGCCCAGCAGCGAAGAAUCACGCCCGACAGAAGUCAAACCUCACAAGAUUUAUUUAGCUAUCAAGCAUUAUAUAGCUAUAUACCACAGAAUGAUGAUGAGUUGGAACUCCGAGAUGGAGACAUUGUUGAUGUCAUGGAAAAAUGUGACGAUGGAUGGUUUGUUGGUACUUCAAGAAGGACAAGGCAGUUUGGUACUUUUCCAGGCAACUAUGUAAAACCUUUGUAUCUAUAAGAAGACUGAAAACCAUGGAGAUUAUUUUUAUUGGAGGAUGAAGCAUCAUUCAUGAACUGAUCUUUUUAGUUGAGUCAGUAGGAAAAUUAAUACAGUGGAUAAAGUAAGAAGCAAAGGACAGGGACAGAGAAGUGUUGUGUUUAAAGCCCAAGCCUGUCUAAGGUUACUGUAUAUUAGACAGGGCCGAACUAGUGUGCUGAGCAAAAAGAAUUGAGGCAAAUUGUAUUUACUUAGUCACUUCUGGGAGCCACUCCAGCCUUUUCCCCUCCCCUCCAUCUCUUGGGUAAUCUGACCUGAAGCAUAGUCCAGGAGCAGAGUUAGUCAGAAAUGCCUCCUGCUGCCCCAGCCUGUGAAAGCUCCCAUCUCAAAGGAAUUAUUGAGCCUGAAGGCUUCAGGUCUAAGAAUGCACCAAGACCCCCAGCCUACAUCUCCCAGCUCCUCUGGAGCCGGCUGAUCCUUUAAUACUGCUGGAGGUCAGUCUGGGCUGCCUAGGCUGUCCCUAGACAAAGGUGGAGUCCCCCAGACUGCCCAACACCAAAUCCUCACUCAACUUGCUGAGGUGUGGAUGGAGAAAUGGAGGCAAAACUUGGGCUCCCGAUGCAUUCAGCUUGCCGUACAGCUCUGCUGUUGACUGCCGUGGUGUUCAGACAGAAAAGCACACAAGGUUUGCCCAUGAGAACUGGGGAGCAGAUGGCCAAGCAGAUAGGUUACCAAGUGUAUUUCCUGUGAUUAAGUCAGGAAGCACUGUAGCUCCCGAGGCCACUGAAUGGUCCAUUAUUUUCCCACAUCCCUGGCUUUUAUAAAUGUUAUCUUCAGGACAGCGCCGCUGCAGUUAUCAGAGCACUAUUGCUCACUUUUCUUUUCUGGCUUAUGUUUGUCUGGGACAGUUUGGAAUUGGGAGGCCUAUUCUCACAGAAAACCAAAAUGAUGUUCAACAAUUAAUUUACAUUCACCAACUUACGCUGGCUGCCGGGGGCCCACUGAUAAGCAAGACAUGCCCAGGCUUUGCCGUGGCUCCAGAUCUACUCCCUGUGGGAGUUCAAGGAUCACACAAAUUGUAGUAAUCGGGGUUGUGAAUUUGAGUACACCCUGGCAAGGCUUCCCUUCCGACUGAAGCAGCAAUUCUGCCACUACCAGCAGCAACCAGGACGUCUGUCCAGGGGGUUGUACCAGAAGAGAGAGGCCCCUGUGACGCCUGGGGUGCUUGGUCACAACUCUGUCCAAUUCAAGGAUGUUUAUUGGCCUCUCUCUUAGACCCCUUAGUGAGACAACUACAGAAAUGGCCCAUUCCCUGCCCACCAGGAACUCAGAGGUGACUGGGAAGACAGACACAGGAAAAAGAGCGUAAUCAAGAGAGACUGUGAUAUGUGCUAAGAAGGAUGUGAGGGAGGAAGAGAUGAAUUUUCCCUGGAGGGAUCCUAGAAAGCAUUGUCAUAUUUCUGUCUCCAUUAGCUCACUGUUAAACAACUAUGAUGCUAGAAGAACCUUUGUCUGAGGAUAGUUCAUAGCUGGAAAUACUUGGAAUGUUUUCCAGAGUCUCCAAAUUCUCGUCUUCCCCACAGGUACACAUCCAAGUUCACAAGUAGGAGUAGCAAUUCUAGGAGAUAGGGGUGUGUACAGGAACCCCUGGCUGUCUGCAUAUAGCUCAGAAUUACCCCAGGACCAUUGUCCCAAGGUCUGGAGUCUUUACAGGUAGGCAAAAUUGAUUUUCAAUACCUGUUCUUCAGCUGCUGUCACAAAUACCUAUCUUAGGAUCCCACCAGCCUCCCACCUCCCACCAGACAGCCACAGCACCCUCACUUUCUCCCUAUUCUUUCAAAUUAUUUUGUCAGGAAAGAAGCUGCCGCUGGUUCAUUCACACUAAGGUGUAAAUGAUUGAUAGUAGUAAUGUGUUACCUCUUCCCACAGACAGUUGUUUUUAAGUAGGACAGAGCAGGGCCUUUUGGGAAUCCCAAUGGAAAAGGCUAUGGAACUGGAGGAGGUGAGCUUUCUUGGUAGAAGGAGACUUCCUGAUUUUCCUUAAGACCCAGUGAGAGUAAGACCUAUGGCUUUGGAAGGUCUGCUCCACCAUCUAAGAGCACUGUUUUUUUUUUUUUGUUUUUUUUUGUUUUUUUAACUGUCUCUGAGGGAAUAUAGUAAAAAUGCAUAUGCACGUGCAGUUUGCACAGCAGCAUUUCACCUGUUUUGGAAUGUAUUGGCUAAUGUGUUUCCUGGUCUUUCUUAGACAUGAACCAUUAACAACACUGUCUUAUCGAACAGUUUUUUUGAGGGGUGCUUCUUGAUUAGGUAGGUAGUUUUGAACAUGUCUUUAAAUACAGCUAGAAAAUAAAACCAAUUUGUAAAGCCACAUUUGCAUAUGAUGCCAGCCUCACGCAUUUGUGUAUCUCCAGAAGUUCGGGUAUGCCUCACCGAUUUGCCCGUCUUUAAUAAAAUCAUGUGUUAAAAUUUGCAUCACUUCGCCUUCCUAUGUAUGAUGAAACAAGGAACAGAAGUUUCCAAUUGCUCUUUUGUCUUCAGACAUUUAGUAAUACAAAGUACCUAUUUUUAUGCUGAAAUGUUUAUACAGGUUUAUUAAUAGCAAGUGCAACUCACUGGCGGCAUGCCUUGCAACACAUUUUGAUAUAUUAGCCAUGCUUCCGGGUAAAGGCAAGCCCCAAACUCCUUAUCUUUUGCAGUCUCUCUGGGAUCAGUUAAAAAAAAAAAAAAAAAAAAAAAAAAAAAAAAAAAAAAGUCAUGUGCUUAAGAAGUGGGACUGUAAAUAUGUAUAUUUAACUUUGUAUAGCCCAUGUACCUACCUUGUAUAGAAAUAUAAUUUUAAAAAUUUGAAUGGAAGGGGGGUAAAGUAAGGAAGUCAUGAAGUUUUUUUGCAUUUUUACUUAAAUGAAGGAAUUCCAAAUAACUCACCUACAGAUUUUUAACCCAAAAAUAGCCACUGUAAAGUAUUAAAAUUUAUGAUAAUUAUUCUACUAGGGAGGGAAGGUAACUAUAAUCUCAGUUAUAGUUUUGUUUUCUUUUUAAUUUCAUUCUUUUGGGGUUUUUUUUGUUUCUUUGCAGUCCUAUUUAUCUGCAGUCAUAUUAAGUCCUAUUGCUAGAAUAGGUUACUACCAAAAAGAUUAUAUUCUGAAAGAAAAAUAACUGACAUUAUAUAUAACCAAUUAAUUUAAAGUAUUGCCAUUUAAAUUACACACUGAGAGCAUGUACUAUGCAGACAUAGAUUUUUCUGUUCAUUUAUUUUUCUUCAUUGCAGUGGACUGAUAGAUGUGUUGAAUUACUACAUUUGCUGUACAUAUUAUUUAAUAAACUUUAUUCAGAAUUGCGUGGCA